Messenger RNA from Chaetomium globosum CBS 148.51, 3330 nucleotides. RefSeq lists its product as uncharacterized. NCBI's taxonomy places the organism in Eukaryota, Fungi, Ascomycota, Sordariomycetes, Sordariales, Chaetomiaceae. The coding region runs from base 1 to 3330 and encodes 1109 amino acids. Gene Ontology annotation, biological process: intracellular protein transport; retrograde transport, endosome to Golgi. Gene Ontology annotation, cellular component: Ric1-Rgp1 guanyl-nucleotide exchange factor complex; cytosol; Golgi membrane. The transcript has 3 exons. The record is from RefSeq and is a predicted model, not a curated record. Gene Ontology annotation, molecular function: protein binding.
AUGUACUGGCCGCUUGGGACACCGCGAAUUUAUGCUACGAGCAGCUCCCGCCAGCCGGACUCUAUCCGGGUAAUAUCGCACGAUGGCCUCCCUAGCACGCCCGGGCGUCCUAAGCAGAGAUUCGACAAUGCUUCGCUCCUCUCUCCAAACUCCGCUGUCCUCCAAGACGGUCCGGGUACCUCGUCCGCAGGUCCCUCGACAAACCCCAUCACUCCGGUGACACCGAUUACCCCCUUGACCCCUGGCAUCAAACCCGUCGAACACGACUACCUUGACGAAAAUAGCCCCGUUCAUUCGCCAGGGAUCGCUCCUCCUCCCAUACCUUUACAGGAGCCCAUCCUAGCUCUACGCGUAGCUCGCGCUGGCCAUAUCUUUGCCGUUAUCACGGCGACAUCCAUAGUCAUUUGGCAAACAAAGCCAACCGUCGUCCUCGCUGUCGUUGUCCGUUCCGAAGCUUCUCUCGAGACCUACGGCACCAACACCAACCUGCUUAUCCGACCGGACUCAGCCAUCCUUGUCCUCCACACGAGCUUGGGCUAUCUGAUAACAUACUCACUCGCCACGGACCCCGAAGCCCGGAUUUACCGACCACACUUUGCCAACCACACCAAUGUCCAACGAAGACGCCAAAACCAUAUCGGGGAUCCCGGCCACGCUGCCCCCGAUCAAAUACUCUGGGGUCCGGGCGAGGGGCCCGGGGUGCGGGAUGUCAGUGUUCGCUUCCGGAUGGUGAUUAAGGUGGAUGCGGGGAUUGAAAGCGCUUUGGCCCUCGAUGACGAGCUGGUUGUGGCGACACGCAAACCCGCCGCCGUCCAGUGCAUCCGCUGGGCGCCCGAUAACUCAGGAAGCCAGACAAGCACCGAACUGUUGAGCCGCAUGAGCUGGCUGGAGAAAAAGGUCACAGUCAAGGAAAUGACUCACGAUAGGCCCAUGAGCCUCUCAACGUGGAUCACGAGCGAUGGAAGGGCGUACGCAAUGCAGCGACUGUCCUCUGCCCAGCAAGAAAGCGGCUCGAACGAGCCUACUGACACCAAGAAAUUAUUCAAAGGAUACUGUUUCCACAUACCCCAGAAUGACGGGGACCAUGCUGUUAGGUGUGUGAUCAAUGCGAGGUUUUCGCUCAUUGCGGUUGGGUGUACCGAUGGAAGCGUUCGCGUUUACUCGGCGAGGGACUACUCCGGUAACAUUCCCGCAUCUCACGUUCACAACGUCCAGGCGUCUGCCGCCACGUCCGGCAAACUCACCGCGCUCAAUUACUCCCCCGAUGGGUACUGCCUGUUCGCCGGGUUUGAGAAGGGCUGGUCAACCUGGAGCGUCUAUGGAAAACCAUUGAGCAGCACUUUCCAAGCCGACCUCGCCAUCUCCUCUACAAACGGAGAAGAAUGGCUCUCGGGUGUGCUGGAUGCCGCCUGGAUCGGAGGGUCUUGCGACCUUCUCCUGGCUAGCAGGUCCCAUGAGGCUGUGUGGCUACUGGAAAUGGCGCGGAGCGCGGUAACGGGGUGCUACAACCCAGCAAACCUAUUCCGAACUGUGCUUCAGAGCACCUCCAGUGUCCUGGUGUACCGGGGCUACGAUUUACCAGAUCUCACAUCCAUCUCGGCCGAGCCCUCCCUUUGGCACACGAGCCGGAUCCCCGCCACCUACCUGCUGAACCAGUGGCCCAUCAGGUGUACAGCCAUUUCCGCCGACGGCCGCUAUUUCGCCGUGGCAGGCAGGCGGGGCCUGGCUCAUUACAGCGUCAACAGCGGCCGCUGGAAGACCUUUGCGAACGAAGGCAUAGAGAACGAGUUCCAAGUCAGAGGGGGCAUGUGUUGGUACCAAAACAUCCUCGUCGCCGCUGUGGAAGCCAAUAGGUCCUUCGAGCUGCGUCUUUACUCCCGCGAGUCAGCGCUCGACGGUACUGUGGCGUACACGCAACAAAUGGCGACACCUGUUGUCUUGAUCACCUCCACUGGCGAGGACUCCCUGCUGGUCUACACCUACGACAACCUCCUCUAUCAUUACAUUUUUGCCCCAAUGUCCGGCUCAAUCAAGUUGAUUGAGGUCGGUCACAUAGCCUUCCACGGUAUCGUAAGAUCACCCGCAAGAGUAAGGGGCCUGAGCUGGAUCCUACCCGACCACCAGCUCCACGAGGGGGAUCCAACUCAGGAUGUAGCGCAUGCAUCUGUCCUGUUUCUGGUGGACGGGAAGCUGGUCCUUUUGCGCCCUUCGGUCAGCGACGGCAAUCUGAAAUACGACAUGCGCGUCAUUGCUCACAAUGUUGAGUAUUAUCUCAGCAUGAGGGACCGUCCGCAUACACUCGAGACCACACCACAGCGGCUCGUUCAGGAAGCCAAUGGCGCGGGAGGCAAGGGUCUUGGAGACUCCCUAUGGUUGUUUGAUGGCAACGAGCUGAAGGCGUGGCCAGAUAUGGACCCCGUCAUGAAGGCGAUAUCGGGGGAGCUUCCACGAGAACUGCCCGGCAUGGUCCCUAUCCCUCUCGACUUCUAUCCACUCUCGGUCCUGCUUCCGAAAGCCAUCGUACUCGGCGUUGAGCCGGACCUCAUUCAACGCCGCGAUAUCAGCUUCUCCUUCUUUCGCUUCUCCAUUCGAACCCACCUUUUCUUUCCCGACAUCCUACGGUUUUACCUCACCGCGAACAGGGCUACCGAGGCAUUGCAACUAGCGCAACAAUACGAGGAUUUGGAAUAUUUUGCCCAUGGCCUCGAGAUCCUCCUACAUCAUGUACUAGACGAGGAGGUAGAUGCAAAUCCCACCCCCGCGCCCGAGCACGCCAUUCUCCCGCGCGUACUCUCACUCCUCUCGUCUUUCCGACAAUAUCUUGAUAUCGUGGUUCAGUGCACACGCAAGACCGAGGUACGCUCCUGGCGCACCCUCUUCGCAUACCUGCCCCCGCCACAGGAGCUAUUCGAGGAAAGCCUACAACGCGGUAGUCUAAAGACGGCAGGAGGCUAUCUCCUAAUUCUCCACACAUUCGAUGAGUUAGCCACGGCCAGCGAGCAAAGCGUACGGUUGCUGAGCCGUGCUAUGCGCGAGGAAGAUUGGGAUCUGUGCAAAGAGCUUGCGCGGUUCUUGGCGGCGCUUGACGAAACCGGCGAUACGCUGCGGGAAGCAAUGGAGAUGGUGAAUGCCCGCAUGAGCCAGGGGCACGACGCUGAUGAAGGGUCCGUAAGGAAUGGUUUCAUGACCAGGCUUGAGAUUCCAUCUGCCGGAAUCUACCCCUCGCUAGGCGGCUCAACUGGGGCCGGCCUUGGACGGAUAACGGGGAGCGAUUCGGAAGCAGAAGGCCGCUCUGCCAGUGACGCGGGAUCCUUCAUCAGCAACGCCUAA